AUGAUCAGACAGAGGCGAAUGGCCGAACUGCAGGCGCAGGCUGCCGCACGCGGCGGUGCCCCUGGUGGAGGCGGCGCUGGACCCAACCCCCAGGAGCAAGAGGCUCGACAAAGGGAGAUGGAAGAACGCAGACGCCAAAUCCUUGCCCAAAUCCUUACUGCUGAGGCCCGAGAAAGAAUGGCGCGCAUCAGCCUGGUGAAGCCCGAGAAGGCCCGCCAAGUUGAGGACAUGAUCAUUGGCGCUGCCCAGUCGGGUCAGCUCGGAGGCAAGGUCAACGAGGCCAACCUCAUCAGCCUCUUGGAUCAGAUCAGCGAGAAGCAGCAGCACACCAAGAUCACGUAUCAAAGGAGGAAGUGGGACUCAGACGAGUGA
Molecule: messenger RNA, 372 nt
Organism: Acanthamoeba castellanii str. Neff
Lineage: Eukaryota; Discosea; Longamoebia; Acanthamoebidae
Product: Double-stranded DNA-binding domain containing protein
Exons: 5
Coding region: 1-372 (123 amino acids)
Cellular component (GO): nucleus; cytosol
Molecular function (GO): DNA binding
Source: RefSeq, a predicted model, not a curated record